Messenger RNA from Cyclocybe aegerita, 5820 nucleotides. The record is from the annotation of a GenBank genome assembly. NCBI's taxonomy places the organism in Eukaryota, Fungi, Basidiomycota, Agaricomycetes, Agaricales, Hemipholiotaceae.
AUGACUUCACGAUUGGACAGGCUCCUCACCCUUCUCGAUUCAGGAACAAGCUCCUCAGUGAGGAACACAGCUGCAAAACAACUCGCCCACCUUGCAGUCAAGAGUGUCAUCAGCGAUGUCGCCAUUGUCGAGGACGAUAUUAAAACUGGUACAACUCGGCAGAUAGUAACUAACGACAGUGUGGCCUGGGCAGAGCUAAUGUCUGUUGUCGCGCGGAUCAUCCCCAUUUUACACUUGAAGACUUUUGAAGCGCGUACAGCGGCAUCUUCGGCUCUGUCCCAAAUCUUCUCCCUAGUCCCUCUUUGGGUUCCUCCAUCGGAGCGAGAGGGUCAUAUCGAUUCCUCAAAUACGACGGAAGAGGCAUCCAUUCCAGAAUUUCCCAAUUUCUCUAUCGAGGAGUUGAUCGGCCAAGGCAACUUGCUUUUGGCUUCAUCGGGCAAGGAAUUCGCGAAACCUACUGGCAUUUUCUCAACCGCGCAAGAGGUCAUUAAGGCGCGUAAAGCAGCAAUGACUCGCCUCGGCCUUGGAUUUCUGGAUGGUGUAGACGAUGACAUGGACCUCGACAAGGAAUUUGCUGCUGGGAUGGAAACCGACUCAUCUGCAGCUCCUAAUCCUGCCGACACAGCAGUAUCAUCCCCUAUGGAUGUCUGUCCUCCUGAGCCUAUGCCUGUGAAAGAAUCCUCUCCUUCUACGCGUUCCGUGACUCCGACUCUCCCCUCUCCUGCGUCCCCAGAUGUCCCACCCGAGGCUGAUGCUACCCCACUGUCUGCUCGGGAGAUCAAUCGACUGAAACGUAAGCGCAAGCCUGGAAAUUCGGCAUUUGUGGCACCCCCGCCUCAAACAGCUGGUGCUAAGUACGCAGCUGCUCCAAGUGGGCCUUCUUCUAAUAAAGCUCGCCUUCUCAACGCAGACGAAAAGACAGCGCCAAAUUCUCGGUUGUCCAGUCCAAUGCCUGGCGCGAACGGAACAGAUAAGACACCCGAUUCCAGUAACGGUGGUGCCAUCAUACCGAAGUCUGCAAAGCAAUCAAAAGCUUUAGAGGUCGAAAGUGGAGUCUGGGUUUGGGAUGGUGUUGUCAAAGUUCUGGAAGUCGACUUAUUUAGCCCUUCCUGGGAGGUUCGGCAUGGUGCUGCUAUGGCACUUCGAGAGUUGCUGAAGGUUCAGGGAAAAUACGGAGGGAUGAGAGACAACCUCUCGACGCAGGAGAACGCCAUCGCCCAUGAAAAAUGGUGCAACUCUCUUGCCGCGAAACUUUUGUGCAUAUUUGUGUUGGAUCGUUUCAGCGAUUUCGUGACCGACCAGGUCGUAGCGCCUGUCCGAGAGACAGUAUCGCAGACACUAGCCUCGUUGCUCAUCCAUAUGCCCCGCCGUUCUCUUUUACAUGUCCAUUCUGUUUUAUUACAAAUGAUUCGACAAGAAUUUUGUGGCAAUUUUCCGCAGAAGUCAAGAGCAGACUCGGACAAGGUUCACGUCUGGGAAGUUCGGCAUGCCGGACUUCUUGGAAUCAAAUACGAAGUUGCUGUUCGCAGCGACCUUGUUGACGGGCCGUCUGCGUCUGUGAAAUCUGAAGACGGCGAGUCGCAUGACAGCGGGCAUGACAUUCUUCAGGGCGUCGUCGAUGCUGCGAUAUUGGGGCUCGGCGAUCGAGACGAUGAUGUCAAGUCGGUCGCUGCUUCUUGCUUGCUGCCUGUUGCAGAGCAUAUCGUGAAGCAGCUCCCUGAAUCACUAGAAAAUAUCUUGGUUGUUCUCUGGCGUUGCCUCUGCGAUAUGAAAGACGAUCUCAGUUCCAGUGUUGGGGUAGUCAUGGAUCUAUUAGGAAAGUUGGUAGCAUAUCCUCGAGUGAUCGAGAUUUUGGGGCAAGAAAACUCCUCCUUACCUCUCUCAACUCUGGCGCAAACAUUAUUCCCUUUCUUCCGUCAUACAAUCCCCAACGUUCGCCUUCCUGUUGUUAAGACUUUGCACUCCUUCAUGUUUGUUCCAUCGUUGCCACAAGAUUGGAUUGCGACGCCGUUUUUGUCUCUCUUGUUUCAAAACUUGAUUUGCGAAGAACGCCCCGACAUUCGAGACGCCAGCCUUUCUGCAUGGCAAACUGCCUUAUCUAUCCUGACAAAAUCCGUUGGCCGGAUGGAAAAUGUUGUGACGCAACAGCUAAUCUUAGAGUGGUAUGCAAUUGUAAUGACACCUCUCGGCGUGGCCAUCGACGCAUCGACGUUCUACAACCCCUCAGUACAGGUUUCAGGCUCGCUCCCUCUGGAACGCCAUAAUGUGGACAAAAACAUGCUGGCUCAGGACCUAUCUCUUAUAACGGUUGAAGUCACGCUGAAGGCUAGAGUUGCAGCCGCGAAUGCCUUAGCUUAUCUGAUGACAUGCUGGCCAACAGAACACAAUCCAGUUGAUCAAUGUUUCAAACCCAUUCUUCUUCACUACAUAGACUCGACUAGUAUGCUGCAAAAACUCCUCGCUGCGACCAUAGCUGAAGAAUGGGCGAGGCAGUACGAUGUCAAGCAGGAACAAGAGUCCCAUAAGCCACUCCUCGAAUCAUCUUCUUUGGCGCAGGAGCUUACGGUAAAGCUUCUUGCAUGGCUGCAAGGCAAGCCUCCCCCUGCCUACCACGAGAUGGCAUUUGCUCUCAGUCGCAUCCAUGCCGACUGCGUGUCCUUACUUCACUUGUUCUCGACGGACUGCAAGCUGCCCACGUCAUCGAUACCCUUUCUCGGAAACGAAAUUGACAUCUCCGGAACUCAAGAAAAAUCCUUCACCAUAGAGAAAGCUAAUUGGGCCAUGGGAAGCGAGUAUAAUCGGCUGAAGGAUUCCUUGGGACGAACUAAGAAGAAAGAGUUAGCCGUCAUCGCAGACAAACGCAAUGCAGUGCUUACCAGCAUUGCUCGGUAUAAUGAAGUGAAGGCGCAAUACGAUAUUCGUGUCUCUGCUGCUUUUGCAGCUGCGUUUGUCGUUUUUAAAAGCACGCCAGAUAAAGUCAGUCCUGUCGUGAAAGGGAUAAUGAACGGCAUCAAGAGCGAGGAAAACACCGAUCUUCAAGCUCGCUCAGCUGCCGCGGUCGCGUCUUUCAUACACUUCUGUAUUGAGCAUAACAUAUCUCAGCCUCCCGACAAGAUCGUCAAGAAUCUAUGCACAUUCCUUUGUCAAGAUGUCGAGCAAACACCCACGUUCGCUUUCCUCCGCAAAGUCACUGAUGGGAUAUUGUCCUUCCCUACCACUAGCGCCUCAGCAGCUGGAAAGCCUAGUAAGGCUGCUAAUGGGGAUGCGAACCGAUCGGAAGUAGAAAGGAGUUCAGAAUCAGAAAAGGCUCGACUCGCGCGUCGAGGAGCCUGUCAAGCAUUUCAACAGUUAUCUGCCAAGUUCGGUGCUCGCCUCCUGGAUGUACUCCCGCAUAUGUGGCAUUCAAUGGCAGGAGGAUUGUUAAGCGCCUGCUCCACUGAAUCGCCCGAACAAUCGGAUGGAGCCAUCGAGAAGCAAUACGGUCAGGAUGUCAUCGAUUCUUUGAGCGUCCUGGAGGCUGUCAUUCCCACUUUCCAUGAAGCACUCUGGCCUAAACUUCAAGAGAUCUUUCCUAUGAUGGAGUUGGCCCUCAGAAGUCGCUUUGCGAUCAUUCGACAAGCUGCUGCUCGUUGCUUUGCCGUUGUUUGCGACGUGAUGGCUCCAGAGGCCAUGCGUUAUGUUAUUGAGAGGAUGAUACCUUUGCUCCAAGAUCCCUUGGUACUCACGAACCGACAGGGAGCAAUGGAGUUGAUUUACCAUAUCGUAAAUCGCCUCGACAUUAAGGCACUACCGUAUGUGAUUUUCAUGGUGGUACCAGUCUUGGGCCGAAUGAGUGACCCAAACGAUGAUAUACGUUCUACUGGGACCAAUACCUUCGCAUCUCUGGUAAAGAUGGUCCCGUUGGAGGUUGGACUUCCUGAUCCCCCCGGCUUUUCAGAAGAGCUCUUAAAGCGCCGUGAGACAGAACGAGACUUCUUGAGCCAAUUACUCGAUGGUUCUAAGGUCCAGAAGUACAUCUUACCGGUGACCAUAAAAGCACAGUUGCGCAAGUAUCAACAGGAAGGCGUCAACUGGCUGGCGUUCCUGGCUAAAUAUCAGUUGCAUGGUAUUCUAUGUGAUGAUAUGGGCCUCGGAAAGACUCUCCAAUCGAUUUGCAUUCUCGCCAGCAAGCAUUUUGAACGGGCAGAGAAACAUCAUGAAACUAGUUCCCCAGACUCAGUGCAUCUGCCCUCCCUCAUCAUAUGCCCGCCAACUUUGACGGGUCACUGGUAUUAUGAGAUCCAGAAGUACUCGGACAAUUUGCGGCCAGUGCUCUACACAGGCAAUUCAAGAGAACGUGCUCGAUUACUGUCAAAAUUCCAGUCCUACGACGUCGUUAUCACGUCUUAUGAGGUUGUCCGCAAUGACAUAGCGAAUCUCGAGGGUUACAAGUGGCUGUAUUGCAUAUUGGAUGAAGGUCAUGUCAUCAAGAAUGCGAAGACGAAACUUACAAAGGCCGUCAAGAAUAUUCACGCCCAACAUCGGCUCAUCCUCUCCGGCACCCCAAUACAGAACAACGUUCUCGAGUUGUGGAGUUUAUUCGACUUCCUCAUGCCUGGCUUCCUUGGUUCCGAAUCUUCUUUCAACGAACGUUUCAGCAAGCCUAUCCUUUCCAAUAGGGACGGUAAAUCGAAGAACAGCGAAGCAGCUGCACUUGCACUUGAGGCUCUUCACAAACAAGUCUUGCCGUUCCUUUUGCGACGCUUGAAGGAGGAUGUGCUACAUGAUUUGCCGCCUAAAAUUAUACAGGAUUACUACUGUGAGCUAUCUGAGCUACAGAAGUACCUGUAUGAUGAUUUCGCUCAGUCGAAGGCGCGACUUUCCGCUACGGACAGUGUGAAGGGAACUCAAGGCGCCGGAUCCAAAGAGGAUCAGCAGCACGUCUUCCAAUCGCUUCAGUAUCUCCGGAAAUUAUGCAACCAUCCCGCCCUCGUGCUGAAAUCCAACAAAGACGCCAUAGAUUCUGCCUUCAGCCAUCUUCCUUCAUCCGCAGAGUCCGGAGGCCUUAGCGAUAUCCAGCAUGCACCGAAACUGCUGGCUCUCAGGCAGCUCUUGUUGGACUGUGGCAUCGGUUGCGCUUCGGGUCUUGGUUCUGAUGCACAGAAGAGCGAACUUGGAGAGGCAGAGAAUACUGCAUCAUUCUCUCAGCACAGAGUCUUGAUUUUCUGUCAAAUGAAGCAAAUGUUGGACAUAAUCGAAACCGACCUAUUCAAGACUCACAUGCCAUCGGUGACAUACAUGCGACUGGACGGUGGAACUGAUGCAAAUAAGCGGCAUGCUGUUGUCCAAACAUUCAACGCUGAUCCAAGCAUUGACUGUCUUCUAUUGACUACACAUGUCGGCGGCUUGGGGCUGACCUUAACGGGGGCUGACACAGUCAUCUUUGUCGAGCACGAUUGGAAUCCGAUGAAAGAUCUGCAAGCAAUGGAUCGAGCCCACCGAAUCGGUCAGAAGAAAGUUGUGAACGUGUAUCGCUUGAUCACAAAGGGGACGUUGGAAGAAAAAAUCAUGGGCCUCCAACGCUUUAAACUCAACAUCGCAAAUUCAGUGGUCACCCAACAGAACUCUGGGCUGACAUCCAUGGACACAGACCUUGUACUAGAUUUAUUCCGACGCACGAGUGAGGAGGAACAAGCCCUUGCAUCUGGAAAGGGAAAAGCCAAGGAUCAAUCCGGUCCUGUCUCGCAAAAGAAUGUUUUGCAGGGCUUAGAGGAUUUGCCUGCAGAGGAGGAGUAUGAUGGCUUGGACUUGUCGAGUUUUAUGGGUUCACUUGGUCGUUAG